This is a messenger RNA of Sus scrofa (pig), 945 nucleotides long. RefSeq names its product olfactory receptor 9Q2. Gene Ontology annotation, cellular component: membrane. The record is from RefSeq and is a predicted model, not a curated record. Gene Ontology annotation, molecular function: G protein-coupled receptor activity; olfactory receptor activity. Lineage: Eukaryota; Metazoa; Chordata; Mammalia; Artiodactyla; Suidae. Gene Ontology annotation, biological process: G protein-coupled receptor signaling pathway.
AUGGCCCAGAGGAAUUACACGGCGGUGAGGGAGUUCUUCCUUUCUGUGUUUGCUGAACAUCCAGAGUGGGGGCUUCCGCUUUUCCUGGUCUUUUUGGGUUUCUAUCUACUCACUCUGUUGGGGAACGCGGGAAUGAUCUUCCUGACCCGCAAAGACCGCCGGCUCCACACCCCGAUGUACUUCUUCCUCAGCCACCUUUCCUUCGUGGACAUCUGCUACUCGUCCACCAUCGUCCCCCAGAUGUUGGCUGUGCUGCUGGAACACGGAGCUGUCAUCUCCAAAGCUCGCUGUGCUGCCCAGUUCUUCCUCUUCACCUUCUUCGCUUCCAUCGACUGCUACCUCUUGGCCAUCAUGGCCUAUGACCGCUAUGUGGCCGUGUGCCAACCCCUGCUUUAUGUCACCAUUGUGACCGAGAAGGCCCGCUUGGGUUUGGUAGCUGGGGCUUACGUGGCUGGUUUCUCCAGUGCCUUCGUUCGAACGGUCACCGCCUUCACUCUCUCCUUUUGUGGAGACAACGAGAUCGACUUUAUUUUCUGUGACCUGCCCCCUCUGUUAAAACUCACAUGUGGAGACAGCUACACCCAGGAGGUGGUGAUUAUCGUGUUUGCCCUUUUUGUCAUGCCUGCUUGUAUACUGGUCAUCUUGGUUUCCUAUCUGUUUAUCAUCAUGGCAGUCAUGCAGAUCCGCGCUGCUGGGGGCCGGGCCAAGACCUUCUCCACCUGUGCCUCCCACCUCACUGCUGUGGCCCUCUUCUUCGGGACCCUCAUCUUCAUGUACCUGCGAGAUAACUCGGGCCAGUCCUCAGAGGCAGACCACGUGGUGUCUGUGCUCUACACGGUGGUGACCCCGAUGCUGAACCCCCUCAUUUACAGCUUGAGGAAUAAGGAGGUCAAGGAUGCUGUUGUGAAAGUCCUGAGCCAAUCAAAGCCUUCUGGAAGGACCUAG